AUGACGGACGAAAUAGAAGAAAAACUGCAAGAUUUAACGAAAAAUCAGUUGAACGUCAAUCAGGAUUCUGAUAUUGGAAGAAGCAUGACAAGUUUGAAAAGAAUUGUUAAACAGUUCGUACCUACCUUGAAUGAAGUUACAAGAAGCAAACAACCAGCCAUCGCAAAUAUUGAGCUGCAAUCGGAUAACUCACCUACAAUAAGUCAUCUUCUGUCCAAACAGAUGAAUUCUGUCACUGUGGAUUUACACAAUAAUGAACUUCAUGGUUCCUGUAAUGUCGUCAAUGAAAAAUACAUCGAAGCAAUUGAAAAUAUAAAAGUGGUAGAAUUCAUCAGCUCAGAAGCCACCGCUAAGCGGAAACAAAACGUUCAUGUCUGCAACAAUAUGAUUGCUCUCAUGUAA
This is a messenger RNA of Adineta ricciae, 402 nucleotides long. NCBI's taxonomy places the organism in Eukaryota, Metazoa, Rotifera, Eurotatoria, Adinetida, Adinetidae. The record is from the annotation of a GenBank genome assembly.